Molecule: messenger RNA, 2175 nt
Organism: Malurus melanocephalus (red-backed fairy wren)
Lineage: Eukaryota; Metazoa; Chordata; Aves; Passeriformes; Maluridae
Gene: ARID5A
Product: AT-rich interaction domain 5A
Exons: 5
Coding region: 49-1677 (542 amino acids)
Biological process (GO): regulation of transcription by RNA polymerase II
Cellular component (GO): nucleus
Molecular function (GO): transcription cis-regulatory region binding
Source: RefSeq, a predicted model, not a curated record
CGGGAGAAGGAGGAGGAGGAAGCUUUCCUCGUCAGCCUCUACAAGUUCAUGAAGGAGCGGCGCACGCCCAUCGAGAGGAUCCCGCACCUCGGCUUCAAGCAGAUUAACCUCUGGAAGAUCUACAAAGCCGUGGAAAAGCUGGGAGCCUACGAGCUGGUGACGGGGCGCCGGCUCUGGAAGAACGUCUACGACGAACUCGGGGGCAGCCCCGGGAGCACCAGCGCGGCCACCUGCACCCGGCGCCACUACGAGAGGCUCGUCCUUCCCUACGUGCGGCACCUCAAGGGCGAGGAGGACAAACCGCUGCCCCCCAGCAAACCCCGCAAGCAGUACAAGGUGUCCAAGGACGACAGGAGCAAGAGGGCCAGGAAGGAGAARAGCCGCGAGCAGCUGGCUCCGGACAAGGGGAAGGCGGAGGCGGCCGCCGGCGCGGAGGAAGCGCGGGACRCCCCGGAGCGGGGCCGGGCCCCCGACGGACCCUGCAGCCCGGCCGGCCCGGCCCCCAGCCCCUCGGGGGGCUGUCCCAGCCCCUGCAGGACCCACAGCGAGACCUACAAGCGCCUUUUCUCCAGCUUCUACUCCAAAGGGAACCACCCCAUCAUGUCCCCGCUGGCCAAGAAGAAGCUGCUGGCGCAGGUGAGCAAGGCCGAGUCCUUGCACUGCCACAAACGCCACUGCCCCGAGGGCCGGCGGGCGCCGAGCGACACCGGCCCCGAGCCGCCCCGGCCGCUCCCCGGCCCUCGCCCGGCUGAGCAGAGGAGCCCGGAGCCGGCGGGAGCUCAGGACAGAGCUCCGAGCGUGGGGAGCGAGGUGGGGCCGGCCCCCAGCGCAUCCCCGGGAGGCAGAGACAGCCAGGGCUGCCCGCGGGCCGAGGACGGGGCUCCGGCCCCCGCCGUCUUCACCGGCUACUUCCACGCCUACCGCAGCGAGGGGCCCCAGCCCGGCGGCUGCCCCCCGUUCUGGGGGUACUUCUCCAACCUGAAAGAUUUUUUGGAGCCGCCCUCCGCCUUCCCGGCGCGGCCCGAGGAGCCCGAGCGGCCCCAAGAGCUGCGGAGCAAAGCGGGGCUGCCGUGGGAGGGCCGGGGCGCCGCUGUCCAGGCCUGCUGGGUGCCCCCCGGAGCCGCCUUCGGCCACAACGCAGCCCGGCCCGGGGACGGCCGCGACGASGASGAGGAGGAGGAUGAGGAGGAUGAAGAGGAGGACGAAGAGCCCUUCGGCCCCGUGGCCAAGUUYCGCGCCGUGUCCCCCUUGGCCAAGGAGGGCAGGGACAGGGGGUCCCGCUCGCCCGGGGGCCACCGGGGGCUGGCCAAACCCAAGGCCGUGGUGGCCACUCCCGGCUUCGCCGCGCCGCUGCCGCCGGACGCUUUCAAGGGAGCGGCGCUGCACUUCCCGGGCAGCUUCGGGGGCCCCUUGGAGCACCUCAAAACCCAGGGCGUGCCGGUGACCCCGGCCCUGUCCGUCAAYCCCUUCGUGAUCCCGGCUUUCCCCAGCCCUUUGGUCGUGGGCUCCGCGCAGCCCUCGGAGCUGUGCCGGCCCCUGGCCAGCGGCUCCGGCCACCUGCCCGCGUCCUACGGCGAUUCGCUGCGGCAGCGGCUCUACCCGGCGGCUCCGUGGCACAGCCGGCGAUCCUACAGCUCCCCGCACGUCCCGGCCUUCCAGCACCACGCCAARCCCUAGCGCUGCCCUGCCACGGGCACAAUUCCCCGCGGGGAAGGGGACGGGGACGCUCCGGAGCCCGCRGGGACGGGGCUGGCAGGGGACAAUCCGGACUCGGUGGUUUUUACUCCUGAUCUCAGAGCUCUUUGUAUCCGGCGCCGUUCCGGCAGCGCCUCCGCUGCCGGCAGCCUACGGUUCUCUAUAUUUUCUAUAUAUCCACACAAAAAUCUAUAAAAAAGGGAGCAAAAGCGGUGCUGGGGGUUUCUGUUCUGCYGCAGAGGGGAGGGUUGUUCCCAUCCCGCUGUGCCCGGGAUUCUCAGGGACUCCGUGGGUCCCCCUCCCCUAAUUUGGGGUUUGAUUGUGUCGCCUCCAUCGGUGCCCGGGAUUCUCGGGGACUCUGGGCUCUCCCCUCCCCAAAUUUGGGGUUUGAUUGUGUCACCUCCAUCCAGAGCUCCGGAGGUUUCAGGAGCCUGGAAAGGCUCCGGCCACUCCACACCCAGAACCUGGCGCUGUUUGGGG